GGGCCAUGUUAUGUUGGGCCAAACCCUAUUAUCUCUCUUGAGCUGAAGUAGGGUUUAGUUUCAUCAGAGGAGAGAGCAAGAGGGAAGAAGAAGCAAUCAUGGAAAAGCUCGAGCAAGUUCAAUGCUUCGGCCGCAAGAAGAAUGCUGUCGCCGUCACCUACUGCAAGCGCGGCCGUGGCUUAAUCAAGAUCAACGGCGCCCCCAUCGAAUUGGUCGAGCCGGAGAUCCUCAGGUUCAAGGCCUUUGAACCAAUCCUGUUGUUGGGAAAGAGCCGUUUCGCUGGAGUGGAUAUGCGAAUCCGUGUCAAAGGCGGUGGUAAAACCUCUCAGAUUUACGCCAUCAGGCAGAGCAUUGCCAAGGCGCUGGUUGCUUUCUACCAGAAGUAUGUUGAUGAACAGAGCAAGAAGGAGAUCAAGGAUAUUCUUGUUCGUUAUGAUAGGACUUUGCUUGUUGCUGAUCCUAGGCGUUGUGAGCCAAAGAAGUUUGGUGGGCGAGGUGCUCGUGCAAGGUUCCAGAAAUCUUACCGCUAGAGGUGUUUUUGGUUUUUCUUAUAUUUCAGUUUUCGGGUUUUAGUUGGAGUUUUUAUUUAGGGUUUAUUAUGCUAUAACUAUUACUUGUUUUUUGGUAAUCGAUCUCUGAUUAUGCUUCAUGUUUUAUGAUACACCUUUUUCUGGUGAUUUUGUGUAUUAUAUAUUGCAUGAUCAAACUCUUAGUUAAUGCUUCUUGUGACCUUUACCUUUA
Lathyrus oleraceus (garden pea) is the source of this 741-nucleotide messenger RNA. Its product is annotated as 40S ribosomal protein S16. NCBI's taxonomy places the organism in Eukaryota, Viridiplantae, Streptophyta, Magnoliopsida, Fabales, Fabaceae. Gene Ontology annotation, cellular component: cytosolic small ribosomal subunit; ribosome. The coding region runs from base 99 to 530 and encodes 143 amino acids. Gene Ontology annotation, biological process: maturation of SSU-rRNA from tricistronic rRNA transcript (SSU-rRNA, 5.8S rRNA, LSU-rRNA); translation. Gene Ontology annotation, molecular function: RNA binding; structural constituent of ribosome. The transcript has a single exon. The record is from RefSeq and is a predicted model, not a curated record.